Prinia subflava (tawny-flanked prinia) is the source of this 7300-nucleotide messenger RNA. It is a transcript of the gene LARP4, whose product is annotated as La ribonucleoprotein 4. The record is from RefSeq and is a predicted model, not a curated record. Gene Ontology annotation, biological process: positive regulation of translation. NCBI's taxonomy places the organism in Eukaryota, Metazoa, Chordata, Aves, Passeriformes, Cisticolidae. Bases 250 to 2562 code for a protein of 770 amino acids. The transcript has 17 exons. Gene Ontology annotation, molecular function: mRNA 3'-UTR binding. Gene Ontology annotation, cellular component: cytosol; cytoplasmic stress granule.
CGGGCGGGACGGGCCGGGCCGGGCGGCGCGGCCGGAGGCGGAGCCCGCGUGUCCCGAUCGCCGCUCCGGGCACCGGGGAGCGCGGGCCCGCCGGCCGCGGCGGCACGAUGCUGCUGUUCGUGGAGGAAGGGGUCUGGAGGAGGGAAAAUUUCCCUUUCUGGUGAAAGGGGACUGGAGCAUUAUGACAGUCAAGUCUUUAAAAGCUUAUGAGUUCCCAGAGCCCUUGCCGAGUAGCCGCUGCCUCCGCUGAUGUUGUCGGAUGUCAAUAAAGAGAGGUUGAAGGCAACACUUCUAAUGGAGCAGGUAACAUCGAAGGGUGCUGGCUUGAACCCCAACGCUAAAGUGUGGCAAGAAGUGCCCCAGGGCACUGGCGAGGCCGUGCCCCCCACCAAUGGCACAGAGCACGCGUGGCAGGAGACAGCAGCAGCCCAGGGGACUCCAGCUGAGGGUAACAUAGAGAUCUCAGAGGACAGCUGCAAGCAGUAUGAAGUGAUGUAUUCCCCGUCCUGUGAGGCCACAAGGAACGGCACAGGAGUUGAUGAGGCGUCAGCAAAUGGAAUUGUCCUGGCAACUGAAGAUCUGGGCUACCAAAUCUAUGAAGUGUCUGGUGAUGGCAGCUCCACUGUGUCCACAGAAGACAUCAGAGAAUGUUUGAGAAAACAACUGGAGUUCUGCUUCUCACGGGAGAAUCUUUCAAAGGAUCUCUACUUGAUGUCUCAGAUGGACAGUGAUCAGUUUGUUCCAAUAUGGACAAUUGCCAACAUGGAAGGGAUUAAGAAGCUCACAACGGAUAUGGACCUUAUUCUUGAAGUUCUGAGAUCUUCUCCUAUGGUACAAGUGGAUGAAAGGGGGGAGAAAGUCAGACCAAACCACAAACGAUGUAUUAUCAUUCUCCGUGAGAUCCCUGAAACAACACCUAUAGAGGAGGUGAAGGCUCUGUUCAAGAACGAGAACUGCCCCAAGGUGAUAAGCUGUGAGUUUGCUCACAACAACAACUGGUACGUUACAUUCCAGUCCGACACCGACGCCCAACAGGCGUUCAAAUACUUAAGGGAAGAAGUGAAAACCUUUCAGGGCAAGCCAGUAAUGGCCAGGAUAAAAGCCAUCAACACGUUUUUUGCUAAGAAUGGUUACCGGGUGCUGGACUCGAGCGUGUACCCGCAGCCUGUGCAGAGCCAGGCGCAGUUUGCCUCCCCCCUGUUCAUGCAGCCUGUGUACAGCCCUCAGCAGUACUCCAUUUACAGCAUCGUGCCUCACACCUGGUCUCCCAGUCCUGCACCUUACUUUGAGACACCACUGGCCCCGUUUCCCAAUGGUGGAUUUGUGAAUGGCUUUAAUACACCAGGAUCAUAUAAAACAAAUGCUGCUUCUCUGAGUAUAGGUCGCCCGUUCCACAGGAACAGGGUGAAGCCCCAUUUCCGCUCGUCCGGCACCUCGGAGCACCCCGAGGGCCCCCCCGGCGCCGGGGCCCUGCCCGUGGGGGACCUGAGCAGAACCAGCUCCAGGAAUUUUGUCAUGGAGAGACACAACAGCUCCUUACCCGGGCACCAAGACCAGGGGUAUUCCCAGAAGGAUUCUCCCACGGCAGCGCUGGAGCAGAACGGCGAUUACGGCGUCGGCAGGGGCAGGAGGAACGUGUUCAGAGGUCGGAGGAGACGGGAGGACGACCGAGUUUCAAGACCUCAGCCUUCAGCAGAAACAAAGACUCAGACACCAAAGUUUGACUUGCUUGCAUCCAAUUUCCCACCUUUGCCUGGCAGCACAGCAAAAAUUCUGGGAGAGCCGGUGCUGGAGAGCAGAAUGUCUGACAUUGUAAAAGGAGUCUGCAAAGAGAAGGAAAGCAAAGACUCCCAGUGCCCCUGCCCAGCUCCUGCUCUGGAUGAACAAACGCCCGGCGCUGCCCCAGCGCCCGUGCCCAGCGCCAGCUCCCCGAGCCAGGCCGAGCCCCUGGGGCUGAGCACGGUUCAGCCAGAGAGCAAACCAGAAGAAGUGUCUGCUCCAAAGGACGUGGCCAGCCCAGCUUCUCCGCCGGCACCCGUCAGUCCCGUGGGUGCUGCAAAGCCCCCGAGGACAAACAGCUCCUCCCCUUCUGCUCAGGCAGGUGCAGCUCCUGCCCUGUCAGCACAGGAGCCCCGCAAGCUCAGCUACGCCGAAGUCUGCCAGAAACCCCCCAAGGAGCCCCCUGCAGCCCCGAAACCCCCAAAGGAGCCCCCUGCAGCCCCGAAACCCCCAAAGGAGCCCCCUGCAGCCCCCGUGCAGCCGCUGAGGGAGCACCGCGCCAACAUCGUCCCCCCCGCCAAAGCCGACGAGAGCGGCGCGGCGGAGAAAGCUCCGGAGAAGGCUCCUCACGAGAGGGCCGAGCCCCGAAUGAAGGAUUACCCCGGCUUCCGCGGCAGCGGGGCCCCCAGGGGAGCUGCUGCUGCUGCUGCUGCUGCUGCUGCUGGCAAAAUCAGGGAACAGAGGCGCCAGUUUGGACGCAGAUCUUCGCCUCAGGGAGCGCCGCGCCGCGCGGGCAAGGAGCAGUACAAGGAGCAGCACGUGCCGCCCCGGUCACCAAAGUAACGCUGGGCCAGCCAACAAUUCUCUUUUAACCUGAGCUGUGAACUUCAGGGCAGCACAGAGACCUGAGGAGGGAAGGAUUCGGGAAGGGGAAUUGCUGAACCGGAGCGUGGCUUUGUGCCGAGGAAGUUGCGGAGGGUCCCAAAAUUCAUCUCGAGAAGUGAUUUCGCAAAUGCUGGAGGAUUCCAAUCACUAUAAAUAGAGAGAUUAUAAUUUUUGUAUUUUUUUUGUUUUUUUUUUUAAAUUUGCAGAGGGUUUCCUGCUUGAAAUCAGCUUUGGGAUUGUGAGAGUAGCGUUUUGACAAAGUGAAAGAAUACGAGUUGACAAAUGAACCUGUCCCUCGGCGUAGGAGGAAAAGGAUAAGAGAAUAUUAUUUUUGGAAAAUGAGCAUUUCUGUAAAAUUAGAACUUUGUUUUUAACCUAUUUAACGUUUGGCUUGUGGGCUGGUGUGUCUGCCAGGGAUGGCCUGGCAUUGCAGAGGCCUCUGCAGCAGCGUGAGCGGAGCGAGUGCAGCCAGGACUGUUGUCAUCACUUAGUCACUGAUGAUGAAAACUGAAUGUACUACUGUAGUAACCCAUGUGUUUCCAGCUUGAAGUAGAGUCUCUUGACCUUACUAAUCUCUCAUUCAGCAAGCUUUUUAAGGUAUAAGUUUUGCAGGAUACUGGAUUGUAGACGAGAGUGCGUGGACAGCAGAAAUUGUGUCGUAGUGGAAGGAGGCAAAGGGAGCACGUGAGAGUUUUUAUUAUGCCCUCUUUGCUCGCCUCCUUUUGAGGGCAGCUCCUUAGGUUUGGGGUUUGUUUGUUUGCUUUUUCCCUCUCUUGUUACUUUCUCUGAUUUCUUUAUUACAGACUUUAGUGCAUUUUUCUUGGUGUGUUUUCCUGAGGCAGCCCCAGGGCAGGACGGGCAGGUGGCUGCACAGCACCUGGUGUUACCUGCACAGGUAAAGAGCCUGGAAUUCCAGCUGCAGACGUGGAAUUCUGCCUUGCAGGUGGGAACUCUGGGCACUCGCUGUCAUCUCUGGGUGACUGGGCAGCACACCAGAGCUGUUUUCUCUGUGCUGGCUCUGCAAUGGGCUGUUGGCUGCUGUAUUGCCACAAAUCAGGGUUUAGACUCCUGGGAACUCCUUGUUUACAGCUGAUGUCAUAGCAACUGACUGGGUUUGAACUGUUUCAAGUGGAACUAAAGAUGCAGAGCUGAAGAAAUCCCCUCGUGUUCAGAGAAGCUGCUGGAGCUGUGGCUCCCUGCCAGCUGUGUGCUGACUGAAUUUGCAACACUAUUGUGCAGUAAGGGGUUAAGUUUCAGGGUGAUUAAUGACAGAAAUAGGAACAUUCAGCGCAUUAAUCUGCCAAAAUCAGCAUACCAGGGUUCAAAGUUCUGUAUAAAGUGUUAGGGAAAAGUAGCUUCUAGCAGUAAGAAUCACAUCUUUUAUUUUUUCCUCUUUUUUUUUUUUUUUUUUUUUAGUGAAUAGCAAGUGUACAAAUUUAAAGUUGUAAGUUGUGAACACUGGAAAACUCAAUUGUGAUAUAUUCCGUAACCAUCUUAGUAAUAUAUGCUCGUGUUGCCAUAGAAUGAAUGUAAGUGGCAGUUCAAAUAACUGUGAAAUUUUUCAUCUUCUGAUUUCUUAGCCAGAUAACCCUUGGGCCUCAGUAGGAAUUCUCUAUCAACUGCUUGGACAACACUCAUAUCUAUUUUUAUAAAUAUAUAUAUAAAGCCAGAGUUGUCAUUUCUCUAACUUAUUAUUCAGCUUGGCGAUUGCUUUUGAGUCGAUUCAUGACACAAUACAAUGUAUUUAUGAGGUUAACUGUUCAUUUCUGGGCAUGUUCUCAAGAGAGAGUCAGAGAAUCAUCGAGUGGGCUGAGGAAGGGAACCCAGCAGGAUCCCCUGGCCCUGCACAGACACCCCAAAAUCCCACCCUGUGCCUGAGAGCAUUUUCUAAAUGCUGCUGGAAAUGAGACAGGCUGGGAGCUGCCAGCCCUUCCCUGGGGAUCCUGUUCAGUGCCUGAUCCCACCCUGGGCAGGGCCUUUUCCUGAUCUCCCACCUCAGCCUCCCCCAGCUCAGCUCCCUGCCUUUCCUUGGGCCCUCAAGCAUGAGGAAAUAUAUAUAUUUAUAUAUACAGAUAUAUAUAGAUAUAUAUAAAACACCCCCAAAAUCACUAUUCACUUGGAAACUACCUGUACUGGGUUUGGGAGGUUUUUUUUAAUUUAGUAAAAAAAAUCGUUGAUCACAUCCACAGUUUAGGGAUUCUUACAGACCCUUCUCCCUUUGAUAACGUUACUCUUGUUGGAAUGAUAGGAAAGCUUCAAUAUUUAGUGUCAAAAGUGCUGAAAUGCAACGAAUGCAACGUUGAAUUCAUUUCAAAGGCUCUAUAAACAAUUCCUGCAGCCGAACUGGAACAGAACAAGCCUGUAGGUGGUUCUUGGGUGUUUAGGGAGAUGUUCUGGGAUGCUGAGGAAGCUUUGGGUGCUGACAGCUCUGGGCUGUUCGGAGGAGGAGUUGUGAGGGAAGGUGCAGAGGUUGCUCAGAAUUCCCUGAUCCAGUGUCAGAGAUUUGCUCGUGCUGAGAGCACCUGAGUGGUGAAAUGGAAUUUUGCCAUCAGAGAUCAGAUGUGGGGAAACCCAACCCACUCCAUCCUCCUGGUGAUGGGGAAGGGCUGCUCUGUGAGUCUGGGAGUGUUUCCAGCAGCUCCUCGUGGCCCUCGUGCCCUGGAUGGAGCUCGGGUUGUAACUUUGCUUUUCCAGCAUAUCCAAAAUUCCCUCAGCUUGGGGCACUUGGAAUGAUUUAUUUCACCCCUGCCUGCAAGGAUUGCACGUGAGCAUUUCCCUUCCACCACUUCCAACUGUGGUUUGGGGUUUCUUUUUUUUUCUGUCUUUUCUUUUCUGUGCAGGGGGAAAUUCCCAGUUGGGUACAGAGGCUGUGAAACUGGGGUGGGAAUUCUCAGCACUGGGACCUGGCAGGGCCUGGCUUUGCCUUUUCCUCCCCGUGCUGGGCUGGGGAAGGCUCUUGUGUCAGCCCCCACCAGUUUACCCACUGGGCAGACUGGGGAAACUGGGACAGAGGGGGUUUGGGGCCAGCCCCACUGCUGGGGCAGCUCCUGGAUUUGUGGAGCUCCUGGGUCUGUGGAGCUCCUGGAUUUGUGGAGCUCCUGGAUUUGUGGAUUUCUGUGUCAGCAGUGCUGGAGCUGUCCCUGUCACCACUCUGAGCUCCCCGUGGUCCCCCUGGCUGUACCCUCAUGGGAUAAAAACUGCCCCGCUCUGCUGACACCACGCACCAGGAGGGGCAAAUCACACCGAAAUUUCAGUUUUAGGAACUGUGACUUGUUUUUUAGAGUUGUUGAUUUCUGGUAGGGACAGAGAUCCACUUCCCAGUUCAGCUCUUUUCCAAUUUACUGCCUGUGGAAAAGAUGGGGGCACUCCCUCGUGCUUCUGCUGGGGAGUGAAAAGAAGAAAUUCUUUGCAUGUGAUAGUGAAAUUAAAAGUGCAAAAAGUUUUGUUUCUUUUGAUUUCUAACAUUAAGUUAGUUUUAUAGUACCUUACAUUCCUGCUCUCGUUGUUUUGUUGUUUUUGUUUUUUUUUUAAUUAGCCUGGCACAGUAUGAUGGUGCAGUUUUAGCUGUAGGAAAAAAAAAUAAAAAGAAAAAAAUAAAAAGUAACCCGCUAUUAACCAGAAGAGAAAGAUGAUACUGUGGCAGAUCAGUAGCAAAUAAGUGACUUAAUCAAUGCUUUACUGUAGUUAAAUAGCUAUGGCCUUACUACUUUGUCGAUAUCAGCUUAAUUGUCUUGAAACUGUCUGCGAUUUUUACUGUUCCCAGGUGACCUGGGCUGAGAUAUCUGCUAUGUACAGAUGAUAUUUUAAAUUUGUAAAAUGCACCAUUGUAUUACAGACGAUGCAACAGAAAUGCACUUCGGGGGGAAAACGGCUUCUGAUGAGUUUUUUUGUAAAUCCUUGAUUACUACAGAUAUGCAAUAGAGUUUUUUUGUUUCUAAUUUUGAUAUUUCCUUCUGAAACGUAAGAUUGUUGCCAUUAAUCUGAAUGAUUUAUCAUGCUCUUCUUUGCGUGUAUAUAUUCCAUAUAGUCUGAGCUUCCUUUAGGAUGGUACAUGAUUUUGGGUUGGAAUAUUUUAGUUGGCUCUUCUCUUCAGUGCCUUUAACGCAGGCACUUCAAGAGGUUCCUUGAGUCUGUUUUUAAUGUACAGUUGGGAGGACUUGAAAUGGAGUUAAAGCAACUUAUUUCUGAAAAAUAAAAAAAAUCCAUCUGCAAACUAACCUGUAACAACUUUAAAAUUUUAUAUUUAAGAACCAGAUGUUUAUUUUUAUGGAACUUCAGUUAUGGAUACAGUUUCCAGAAAAAAAAAAUGCAACUUCAAAUGUAAACAGACUGUGCAUAAAUGGGUUUUGUUCUAAUUUUUAUAGAAUACAAAAUAUUCAGAUAAUAUAUUGAGCUCGAGUUACUACAGACAUCUUGUUCCUCCCGGAUGAAUCCAGCUUCCCCUUGGCAUUGACGAUCUCUCUUCAAAGUGGUAGGAAAGGAGAAAAAAAGCGACUUUAUCUGGCUUUUAGACUGUCUGUUCUGGUUUCUUCCUGUUGUCAAAAUGUCCAAAACAAAAUUUGUGUAAAGUAGGUUCAUGCUUUAAGUGUUCAAAUGAUAAUACAUGUAUUUGUAUUUGUUUUUGACAUUGCCAAGGUGCUAUGGGAAAUUGAAAUAACAGUUAGAAAAAUAAAGCUGAUUUAAAAGAGAAAAAAAA